Hippocampus zosterae (dwarf seahorse) is the source of this 2772-nucleotide messenger RNA. RefSeq names its product homeobox protein otx5-like. NCBI's taxonomy places the organism in Eukaryota, Metazoa, Chordata, Actinopteri, Syngnathiformes, Syngnathidae. The coding region runs from base 105 to 995 and encodes 296 amino acids. Gene Ontology annotation, biological process: multicellular organism development; regulation of transcription by RNA polymerase II. Gene Ontology annotation, cellular component: nucleus. Gene Ontology annotation, molecular function: RNA polymerase II cis-regulatory region sequence-specific DNA binding; DNA-binding transcription factor activity, RNA polymerase II-specific. The transcript has 3 exons. The record is from RefSeq and is a predicted model, not a curated record.
GAGAGAGCGAGCCCGCAGACAAACUAGAGGAGGAGGAGGGAGGCCCGUGUUGUGAGACAAGAAGAACAAGUGAGUGAGGGAGUGUUUUAAAGCCCACAGGAGGCAUGAUGUCCUACAUUAAGCAACCCCAUUACGCCGUCAACGGGUUAACUCUGUCCGGCCCGGGCAUGGAUCUGCUGCACACCACCGCCGUUGGAUACCCCAGUACCCCACGUAAGCAGCGUCGCGAACGCACCACAUUUACGCGCGCACAGCUGGACAUCCUGGAGGCUUUGUUUGCCAAAACGCGCUACCCAGACAUCUUCAUGAGGGAGGAGGUGGCCCUCAAGAUAAAUUUGCCCGAGUCCAGAGUCCAGGUAUGGUUCAAGAACCGCCGUGCCAAGUGUCGCCAACAGCAACAGCAGAGCACAGGCCAGUCUAAACCGCGGCCUCCCAAAAAGAAGGCCUCACCGGUUCGGGAGGCCGGCGCCGAGGUUAAUGCCAACCCGACCAACGGUCCCUACAGCCCGCCGCCGCCUCCCCCGGGAACCGCUAUCACCCCGAGUUCCAGCUCUGCCAGCGCCACAGUGUCCAUUUGGAGCCCGGCCUCCAUCUCGCCUCUGCCAGACCCCCUGUCUGCCUCCACCACCCCCUGCAUGCAGCGUGCCAGCGCCUACCCCAUGACCUACAGCCAGGCCCCGGCCUACAGCCAAAGCUACGCAGGCUCCUCCUCCUACUUCACCGGCCUGGACUGUAGUUCCUACUUGUCACCCAUGCACCCGCAGCUGUCGGGUACAGGAGGUGCCCUGAGCCCCAUCACCGCCUCCUCCAUGGGCGGGCCCCUCAGCCAGUCCCCCGCCUCACUCUCCUCCCAAGGCUACACGGCCGCUUCGCUUGGCUUCGGAGCCGUCGACUGUCUGGACUACAAGGACCAAGCUGCCUGGAAGCUCAAUUUCAAUGCAGCAGACUGUCUGGACUACAAAGACCAGAAUUCCUGGAAGUUCCAGGUCUUGUAAAUAGCAUCAAGUGAGGGGUCGGCUAGCGAGGCUAUAUGGGAAGACAUUUUGAAUCAGUGUCAAAGUUGGGUGAAUGGAGCAAAUUAUCGUUGUUGAUUUGACAAGUUGAGCAAAGAAAUGUGGCUGGAAUAUAUUUUUUUGUAUUGAUGCUGGGCUCAAUCCUAAACCAUCCAAUAUAGAAAAUAAAAACUAGAGAAGAUAUUGUUAUGAUAGUUAUUGCUCCAUCUAAGAAUUGUAUGACUUGGAUGAUAUUUGCUAAAAUGAGAUAACGCUAAUACCACACAUUAGGCUGUCAAAGCCAUCAGCCAUCACUUCAAACCUGUCAAAAAAUGGAUCAUGUUUAACGAAUGAGCAUGAUUAAAAAAAAAAUUGUAUUACAAUAUUUUAGUUGAAACUUUGACUUUUCAACAUGUGAUUUCAUGAUGCACCGUGCAAGACACAUUCAGGCUUUGAACUCAACUCAACUCAAACUGCUGAUUUAUCCUGUGUGCCACCCAACAGCUGACUUGCUUCACCAUUAACCGCCGUUUUGAGCAAAGUCAAAGAAAAAUGAACAGAGGGUCGCUUAAUUAUUAUUAGUAUUAUUUUUGCGUUGUGAUGUGUCUUGUAUUUGCUGACAAUAAGGCUGCUUUCCGUCAUCCCAUCCAACAAGCAUUGAGCCCAUCGGGAUCAGCUCUCCCAACGGGGACCUUUAAGAGGUGCGGAUCAAUAGGGCCAUCAAAGCCGAUGCCCUCCCCAGUAGCCUUGUUUGAUACUGACCCUCUUCAGCCUGCGUGUGAUCCUAGUCAAGAGGAUUGAUCGAAUCCCUGAAGUGACUGCAGUACAAACUUGUUGCCUUUGAGCAUGCUUGUAAUCAUGAGGGGAAUGGCUCUUGCAUUGUUAGUUUAAUAGGAUCAACCGGUGGGCAACAAUGGCCGCAUUGUGGCCAUUGGCACCCAACGAAUAGCCUGCUUUUCACAGGAAGUUGGGAGCAUUUAAGCGCUCCUGCGAUAAUCUAUCAAUGACUGUAUUGUUAUUUUUUUGUUCCACGUCCGAUGGGCAAAACGACCGCACCAGGGAAAGGGAAAGGAGGUGCCAAAGCACCUGCCCACCCUUAGCACAGAGAGUUUGGUGUCUCUCUCAAAGUGUCCAUCCAACAUGACAAAAUGUGAUGGGUAUCAAAAUAUGUAGUUCAUGUAUCUUUUUUGUUGUUGUUUUUUUUUUGUCUUAGACUUAAAAAUGGUUGUUUUUUUUGAAAUAUCUGUGGAUUUGUCAAAGUAAAAGUCAAAAUCGUUGUCAUUUGUUUUGGAGGUGAUGUUAUCAGUAUUACGACUGUGAUCAACAUCGAUGAUGUUAUUUCUUUAGAUAGCACGGCCAUUGCUAAAAUACUUUGUGUUGUCUUUUUGUACAUAUUUAACCCUGGAAAUGCGUCCACCUCUCAUGUAAGCGCUCCAUGCAACAGCAUUGCUUGUUCUCAAAUCAUAGGAAACUGCCAAUUUCUUUCGUUUUUUCCCCUCCCCGUUUAUAUUUUUCUGGUAUCUGCUUUUUUUUUUUCCAACUCAGGGUUUUAUCUGAUAAAAGUAGCAGUAAUAGGAACAAUUCUGGUAACUGCUUCUUCAUUCUAAUUUACUCUACUUUUUUCUUUUGCAUAAUUAUAUCAUCUCUGCUUUAUUUUUCUGAAUGAUUCUUAUUCUUUUGUAUAUUUCAUUUGUCUCCUGUAUUUGUUUGACCACUCUGCACCACUACCACGAUAGAUAGCUUUAAUGUUUCUGAGACAUUAAAUAACCUUGUGUAAAAA